UCUGGAAAGAUGGCGGCUGUGUCGGUGUUCCCCGGCGUGCGGCUCCUCAGCAUCGGGGACGCGAAUGGGGAAAUUCAGCGGCAUGCGGAGCAGAGAGAGCUGCGGCUGGAGGUUCGAGGCGGCGACAUAGCGCUGUAUAACGCAGAGAAUGUCUGCGUAUUUAAAUGCACCGUUACGAAGGACACGGAAUGCAGCCGCGUCGGCAAGCAGUCUUUCAUAGUCACUCUGGGAUGCAACAGUGUCCUGGUCCAGUUUGCCACCCCGGCAGAUUUCUGCUCCUUUUACAACAUAAUCAAGGGCUGCCGAUGUCAAAGCACGGAGAAGAGCGUCUUCAGCGAGCGGACGGAGGAAUCCUCUGCUGUGCAGUACUUCCAGUUUUAUGGUUACCUGUCACAGCAACAGAACAUGAUGCAGGAUUAUGUGAGGACAGGCACAUACCAGAGGGCCAUCCUGCAGAAUCACACGGACUUCAAAGAUAAGGUCAUCUUAGAUGUUGGUUGCGGAUCUGGAAUCCUUUCCUUCUUCGCGGUCCAGGCUGGCGCCCGGAAAGUGUACGCCGUGGAAGCGAGCUCCAUGGCCCAGCACGCUGAGCUAUUGGUGAAGAGCAAUAAUCUGAGUGAUCGCAUCGUGGUCAUCCCAGGGAAGGUGGAGGAGGUCACUCUUCCGGAGCAGGUGGACAUCAUCAUUUCUGAGCCCAUGGGAUACAUGUUGUUCAACGAGAGGAUGCUGGAGAGCUACCUGCACGCCAAGAAGUUUCUCAAGCCGAGCGGUAACAUGUUCCCCACGAUUGGGGACGUUCACCUGGCCCCCUUCACAGAUGAGCAGCUAUACAUGGAACAGUUUACAAAAGCCAAUUUCUGGUACCAGCCAUCAUUUCACGGGGUGGACCUUUCUGCCCUCCGUGGGGCAGCUGUAGACGAGUAUUUCAAACAGCCUGUAGUGGACACGUUUGAUAUUCGAAUCCUGAUGGCCAAAUCUGUGAAGUAUACCGUAAAUUUCUUGGAUGCCAAAGAGGCCGAUUUGCACAGGAUAGAGAUCCCUUUCUCCUUCCACAUGCUUCAGUCCGGCCUGGUGCACGGUUUAGCCUUCUGGUUUGAUGUGGCUUUCAUCGGAUCGAUGAUGACAGUCUGGCUGUCCACGGCCCCGACAGAGCCUCUCACUCACUGGUACCAGGUCCGUUGCCUCCUGCAGUCUCCCCUCUUUACCAAAGCUGGAGAUACCCUGUCUGGGACUGUGCUGCUUAUUGCUAAUAAAAGGCAGAGUUACGAUAUCAGUAUUGUUGCUCAGGUGGAACAGACAGGUUCCAAAUCAAGUAACCUGCUGGAUCUGAAGAACCCUUUCUUUAGGUACACGGGCAGCACGCCGUCCCCACCUCCCGGCUCGCAUUACACCUCUCCCUCUGAGAACAUGUGGAGCACAGCGGGGGCAUACGGUAUGAACACAGGAAUGGGCAUGGGAGGAAUGCCCGCGGCGUAUGAUCUCAGCAGUGUUAUGGCCGGAAGCUCAGGCAUCACCCACAAUAACCUCAUCCCUCUAGGUGAGCUGCAUGCUGCGUCCCAGCACCCAGAACCCCAAGAGCAGACACUCGGAUCCGUCACUAACACAGGAAUCGUUAAUCACACCCACUCAAGAAUGGGAUCUAUCAUGAGUACGGGGAUUGUACAAGGCUCAGCUGGAGGACAAACAGGCUCCACCAACUCCACUCACUACCCAGUCAGCAACCAGUUUAGCAUGGGUGGUCCCGCUAUCUCCAUGGCCUCUCCCAUGUCAAUCACCACCAACACAAUGCAUUAUGGGAGUUAAAGAUGGCCGUUUCUCCCCCCUUCCCAUCCCUCGGCUCCGACCUCCCACGACCUCCUCUUUCCAAACUGACGGCACCUGGAUACCAAACGAAGCGGUGAUUACUUUUUAUCCUCCGUUGCGAUUGCUGCGGGGUCUUCAUCAGACGCCUGCACCAAAGAUCACCCUGCCACGGUGCAGACUCCCAUUCGGCCCCCUCCUUACCUUUUACACGGACAUUUUUCCUCCCUUUGCUGCUCUGAUCGGCCCCCCUAUACCCCCUUUUUAUCCUUCCUUACCUCACCCCCCCACCACCACCAUUUCUAUCACACAAAGCUAAAUGCUUUGCUUUCUGAAAAAAUGGACUUGUGCAAUUUUUUUUUUUUUAAAGAAACAAAAUACUAAAAAAAACCUCACUGUGUCAAAAAUGGAAGAAAGUGGGGGAGGGGGGGAAUCCUUCAAUCAGUGCCGCCUGUCUCUGAUUUAAUUGCAGAAUCAUGUAUUGCUUUCUCAGACCGUCGCCGUUAGCGUGUUGGACUCUGUGGCCCUAGGGGCAUUUGCUGUGCGUUAGUAUUAUGGUUAAAUAGGAUACUGCAUAGGGGGUCGAGGUGGGGGGGUCUGAUCGACUUAAUUAUGUUCUACAUGCAGUAAGUGCUGCGUUUUAAGGAAUUAAGGUACCCUCUAGCCUUCCCUAGCUGGGGCGGACGCCAGGCUUUUUGUUUUUGAUACUCGCCGGAGCGUCGUAGAACGUUCGUCUUACGCUGGCUUCUGUUUCUGUAACUCUCGGCCCCCGGGCUGCUCUCGCCUUCCCUGACGUUCUGGAAAAUCUGCGUUUUUAAUGCGUUUCCGUGCAGGCGGCUGAUCUGCGCUGAUGAAAUUCUAGUAUGAAUUGGCAACUAAACUUACUGCUGCUUGGGGUGGGACGGCGGCGGCAUAGAUUUGGGGGGGGUCCGGAAGGUUACUGUAUACAAAAUAAACGAGAUAAUUGGCA
This is a messenger RNA of Spea bombifrons (plains spadefoot toad), 2770 nucleotides long. RefSeq names its product coactivator associated arginine methyltransferase 1 (gene CARM1). The record is from RefSeq and is a predicted model, not a curated record. The transcript is spliced from 16 exons. Bases 10 to 1803 code for a protein of 597 amino acids. NCBI's taxonomy places the organism in Eukaryota, Metazoa, Chordata, Amphibia, Anura, Pelobatidae. Gene Ontology annotation, molecular function: protein-arginine N-methyltransferase activity. Gene Ontology annotation, biological process: peptidyl-arginine methylation.